AAGGCGGCGCGGCAGUCCCUGGGCUGGGCUCGCCUCGCCUCACACAAACCCCACCUCGGCCGCGAGCUAGGUGCUGAAAGGCUCGGGUGGGGACCGAGGGGGAGGAGGGAUUCCCUCAGGGUCAUUCCCCAACCGCCCUUUGGCGCGGCUCGUAACAGCCCGGAGCCUUUGGCCGAGCCCAGUCGAGCCGCGCCGGCGGAGGCGCUUCUUUGAGUUCCACCUGCUGCUGGGCAGCGGCGUGGCCAGACCCUUCCCGCUUUUAGCUCCUUCCCUCCCGGCCCCACAGGAGCUGUCCCUCCGCCCCCUCGCUUUAUACCUCCCCUGGAACUCCUGCGGAGGGGCUGCAGCGUCAGGACAAGAUAUUUGAUAUUGCAUUGUAUGGAACAAGAAGCUCUGAAAAAGAGAAGGCGUAUAUAAGAAAGGAUGUUUCAUUUGAUCAAAGGAGUUAAAAAAUAUUAUGGUCCUUAUGUCAAUUCAAUUCACAAAGUAGCAGGAUUUACAUUUAAAACACCCAUAUUCAAAAGUUUAUUGUCCUACAGUGGACAACGGUUAAAAUCUUCACAUACCUUUUCUAAACUUAGCUCUGAAAAUGCAGAAUCUUAUAGUUAUAUCAUUGUUGGAGCUGGAUCAGCAGGGUGUGUAUUAGGUAGCCGAUUGAGUGAAGACCCUCUUAGUACCAUUUUACUUUUGGAAGCAGGCCCAAAAGACACCCUUUUAGGUAGUAAAAGAUUAAUGUGGAAGGUUCAUAUGCCUGCUGCAUUAACCUAUAAUCUUUGUGAUGACAAAUAUAAUUGGCAUUACCACACAACACCACAAAAGCAUAUGGAUAAUCGAAUUAUGUACUGGCCCAGAGGUAGGGUGUGGGGUGGCUCCUCAUCUCUCAAUGCUAUGGUAUACAUUCGGGGGCAUGCAGAAGACUACAAUCGAUGGCAUAGAGAAGGUGCCUUGGGAUGGGACUAUGAUUUUUGCCUCCCUUAUUUUAAGAAGGCACAGACUCAUGAGCUGGGCCCUAAUCUAUACAGAGGUGGGACUGGACCAUUGCAUGUGUCAAGGGGAAAGACAAACCACCCUCUUCAUCAUGCAUUCCUGGAUGCAGCCCAGCAAGCUGGCUAUCCUUUCACAGAUGACAUGAAUGGUUACCAACAAGAGGGAUUUGGCUGGAUGGAUAUGACUAUACACAAAGGUCAAAGAUGGAGCACAGCUAGUGCUUACCUUCACCCUGCCAUAACACGCCCAAAUUUAUCUGCAGAAGAUAGAACACUUGUAACAAAAAUUUUGUUUCAAGGAACAAAAGCCAUAGGUGUUGAGUAUGUAAAAAAUGGACAAAAGAAAAAGGCUCUUGCCAGUAAGGAAGUGAUUUUAUGUGGAGGUGCCAUAAAUUCCCCACAACUGCUUAUGUUGUCUGGGGUUGGAAAUGCAGAUGACCUCAAAAAAUUAGGGAUCCCUGUUGUUUGUCACCUUCCUGGGGUAGGCCAGAAUCUUCAAGAUCAUUUAGAAGUGUACAUACAACAGAAGUGCACCAAACCUGUUACUCUCUACAAAGCACAAAAUCCCAUUAACAUGGCAAAGAUUGGCUUAGAAUGGCUUUGGAAGUUUACAGGGGAUGGAGCUACUGCCCACUUAGAGUCUGGUGGGUUUGUUAGAAGUCAGCCAGAUGUUCUUCACCCAGAUAUUCAGUUUCAUUUUCUUCCUUCCCAGGUGAUUGAUCAUGGACGUGUUGCUUCCAAACUGGAAGCUUACCAGGUUCAUGUUGGAUCUAUGAGGAGCACAAGUGUGGGCUGGUUAAAGCUGAAAAGUACAGAUCCAAGGGAUCAUGUGGUCAUUGAACCAAAUUACUUGUCAACUGAAAGAGAUGUGUGGGAAUUCCGUCAAUGUGUCAAAAUAUCCAGAGAGAUUUUUGCUCAGAAAGCUUUUGAAAAAUUCUGUGGUCCUGAAAUUCAGCCAGGAAGUCAUGUACAGUCUGAAAAAGAAAUAGAUGCUUUCAUAAGACAAAAGGCUGAUAGUGCUUAUCAUCCUUCUUGUACCUGUAAAAUGGGGCAGCCAUCUGAUACCACUGCUGUGGUUGAUCCUCAGACCAAAGUAAUUGGAGUUGAAAAUUUGAGAGUUGUAGAUGCCUCAAUAAUGCCCAGUGUGGUCAGUGGGAAUUUGAAUGCUCCAACUAUCAUGAUAGCAGAAAAAGCUGCUGAUAUAAUCAAGGGGCUCCCAUCACUUUGUGAGAAAAAUGUUCCUGUAUAUAAACCUCAAAGCUUGGAAACUCAGCAAUGAACAAAAUGCCAACGCUUAUUUUCCAGAAACAAGAAGCAAUCAUGUGAGCCAGCAAAGAGUUCAGGACCUCUGUGGCUGAAUGUGGAAUGGUAGAAGUUGAUGUUUGCUACUUUUCAUGGGACAAUAAAACUGCUUCUGUGAUUGGGCCCUCAAGUGGUUAAUAGAGAUGUUGUCAGAGGCCUCAAUGGAACCACAAUCCUGGCAAGUGAAAUAAGGGUCUUAUGUUGAAUUUCACUUAGUAUUCACUGUGUGCACGGUUGUCCUUGACAACAGUUAAUAAGCAAGAUGUUCUUCAGCAGAAUCUUCUAUUCUGCAUUGUGUAAAAAGUUAAGCAACUGUGAAAGUUUUUGGAGGAUCAGGGCCCAAUAUUGUGAACAUGCACAUUAAAUCAGAAGUUGAGUUUUAAACUUAAAUGCAAAUGAAUAGUAUUUGCGUAGUGGUAUAAUCAAAUUUAAAGGAUAUCUAUAUUUGAUAUACACAUUGCCUUAAAUAGUCUCUAUAAAAACAGAAGUAGCUGAUUAUUUAAAAUUUAUAUAAUGCUAACUUAAACUCUCCAUGUUCUUUGCAUUUAACUUAAUAAAAGUCAGUUAUUAACGUCAUUUGUUUUGGUUCUGUAAUGCAAAAUGGAAACGUCUUGUUUCACUACUGUAUAUUUAAGGGGGUCGUGAAAGGAGACUCCAUUGCUUUAAAUGGUGAAACAAACUUUAAGGUCUGGAUCAUUUUUAUAGCGUAAACAUUGUCUUACUAAAAAGUUACCUGCCCUCUGAUUUAAGAAAUCUUAUGCCAUAUCAGAUAGAUACUUGUCAAUUAAAUUUGAAUAUUGUGGCUCAUUUACUGUAAGAAUAAAUACAUCUUGGCUUUGUCUACACUGCAGAGUUUUUGUGCAGGAAGCUUUUUGCAGAAGAGAUCUUCCACAAAAACUUCUUGCGCAAAAGCACAUUCUCACCUCACAAGCACAUCACAAAAGCAGUCUUUCAUACUUACAGUAUUUCCUUCCAGCAGCCACACAUCACACCUCAGACACAUUCACCCAGGAACCUACCCCUGCAAUAAACCAUGUUGCCAACACUGGCCGCAGAUCUAUUAAAGUGACACCAACACAGAACCUAACCACAUAAUCCACAACAUCAGGAGCUCAUUCAACUGCACAGCCUCUAACGUGAUAUAUGCCAUCAAGUGCUAGCAAGUCCCUUCUGCCAUAUACAUUAGCCAGACUGGACAUUCUGUACAACAAAGGAUAAAUGGACACAAAUCAGAUAUCAGAAAUGGUAACACACAUAAAUCUGUAGGGGAACAUUUUAAUUUGCCUGGGCACACAAUCAU
Molecule: messenger RNA, 3588 nt
Organism: Pelodiscus sinensis (Chinese soft-shelled turtle)
Lineage: Eukaryota; Metazoa; Chordata; Testudines; Trionychidae
Source: RefSeq, a predicted model, not a curated record